GUGGGCGUGACAGUUGAGUAUAUGUAAUGUAAGAUUAGAUCCCAAGACUCUGACACCACGCAACCGGUAACCCUCCACUUUCACAACCCAUCACAUUACCUGCUAUACCCGGUUACUUCUGAAUCAUUCUUCUUCAUCAUCAUCAUCAUCAUCCAAAUUAUUAUAAAAAAACAUACAAGUUUCAAUUCAACCUCAUCGACAUCGCUUCUAACUUCCACCCUCCCUCUACGCUCAUCGUCUUCGAUGGCAGGAACUGAAGAUGAAGUGGAAAAAGCUUCUCGCAGUAACGAUUGGGAGGUUGUAUCUCUCACUGCAUCAACUUAUGCAGCCGCACCUGGUCCUAAUAAAGUUGAGUUGAAGGAUGAUGACAAGGAAGAUGCAUAUGGUCCAAAUGAUGCUGAGACAUCAAACGCUUUGUUCAUGUCUGGUCACUUUGCUUUUCCACCCAGUCGGCAUGAAAAUUUGCCAUUGGUACCUGACUAUGGAGAGAUUCAAAAUGUAUCUGGAGACAAAGAAAAUGCCGUUGAAGAGACUCGUGAAGAAACGACCAGGCCUAGUGGAAAGGAUGAUGAAAACUUGACAUUAGCAGGGUUGGAUGUUGUGUCAAAGGAAUUUGAGGGUAUGCAAUAUUAUGACGAGAAAAUUCAUGGAAAACAGUUUAAGGAAGGUACAACUCUACCGGAUUUUGGUUUGGCCGUAAAAGAGGAAAGUAUGUAUCACCCUGCAAAGUACACUUCUUUUCCCAGUGAAACAGAUAUCAGCACUGUGAUAGCAUAUGGUGAAAGCAUAGUUGAGUCUGAAACAACCGAAUCAGCAGAGCAAGAGACAAAUGUUUCUCCUGAUGAUUUAUCACUGCCUAAGAACUCUUCCCAAGAUGACAAACAGAAUCCUUCAGAUCUUCCUUGCGGAGCUUGGUGGAAGCGAAGAGCUGCCUCCAUAUAUGCUCAUGCAAAGGAGGCUAAUACAUUUUGGUCUGUUUUCAUUGCAGCAACAGUGAUGGGUCUGGUGAUGCUUGGUCAACGCUGGCAACGCGAAAAAGCUUUACAGCUUAAGUGGCAAAUCAGCAUCACUGAUGAGUAACCGUUUAUGCAGGCAAAGAGCAGGGCGCUUUCUCCCAUGAUUCGACUCAAAGAUGUGAUUGUUGGUGGCGGCCACCGCCGUGGCUCCUUUAUUAGGGAAAGCCCCUCUGCCGAAAUUUAAGGUAAAGAUGACACCAUGAAUGUAGCUCCUAGCCGUAAAGUCUAAAAGCUAAGAUAAUGACGAAAAAUUGAAUGUCAGAGAGGUUGAGAAUGAGAAAUAUUACGCUUGUGAAGUGUGGAUUUGAUACUAGGAUUUGCUUGACCUUUACCAAAUUAUGAAUUGUUCAAACAUUUAUAUUGUUAAUUUUCCUGAUAUUUUCCUUGAUUUGCAUUGUAUAGCACCCGUUGUAUUCAACUUAUUAAGUUAUGUAUUCUUGCUAUGUGGAAUUGGCAGAGUAUACACCAAAUAUCACAUGUAAAUAAACUAAUGAAGUGAUUGUUUUUA
This is a messenger RNA of Vicia villosa (hairy vetch), 1524 nucleotides long. Its product is annotated as ATG8-interacting protein 1-like. The transcript is spliced from 3 exons. NCBI's taxonomy places the organism in Eukaryota, Viridiplantae, Streptophyta, Magnoliopsida, Fabales, Fabaceae. The record is from RefSeq and is a predicted model, not a curated record. Bases 244 to 1080 code for a protein of 278 amino acids. Gene Ontology annotation, cellular component: intracellular membrane-bounded organelle.